CUGGACCUGUAGCAACAAAAGUGUCGUCAAGGACGGUGUACAUUCUGUGCCAGUAAUCAUUAAUAACUUGGAAGAACGGAUCAUGUUGUCUGUCGCUGUGUUGUGUGUGUUAGUCGCUGGCUGUUUCAGCUUCACCAGUGAGCACGCCAAGCUGGUGGCCAUGUUCCAUGAUAUGGACAUUAACCAUAAUGGACUCCUUACUCUUCACGAUAUCGGCGCCUUCUUACAGCACCUUGGACACGAUCCCCACAGUGAUAUAGAGAAGGAGGAGUUUAUGAAAAGCUGGAUGCAGAAGUACGGUGACACAGGGGUACAGGCCAAUGUUAUUUUCAACUUCUUCGAUACAAGUGGGAAUGGUAUGCUCUCCGUGGACGACUAUGUCGAGCUGUUUAAUAAGUUUGACGGCAACGGCGAUGCUUCAAAGCGGGACAAGCUGGUAACCUUUGUCGAGUUUGAGGUCGUCAUGAAGAAGGUUUACGUCAACAUUGGCUAA
Molecule: messenger RNA, 493 nt
Organism: Liolophura sinensis
Lineage: Eukaryota; Metazoa; Mollusca; Polyplacophora; Chitonida; Chitonidae
Exons: 6
Coding region: 83-493 (136 amino acids)
Molecular function (GO): calcium ion binding
Source: RefSeq, a predicted model, not a curated record